Molecule: messenger RNA, 2259 nt
Organism: Alnus glutinosa
Lineage: Eukaryota; Viridiplantae; Streptophyta; Magnoliopsida; Fagales; Betulaceae
Product: cytochrome P450 77A1-like
Exons: 1
Coding region: 252-1775 (507 amino acids)
Cellular component (GO): membrane
Molecular function (GO): iron ion binding; heme binding; oxidoreductase activity, acting on paired donors, with incorporation or reduction of molecular oxygen, NAD(P)H as one donor, and incorporation of one atom of oxygen
Source: RefSeq, a predicted model, not a curated record
GAAAAUGAGUAGUAGCCUUAGCCUUCCUCCUGAUAAUGGAAACCAACGUCAUCGCCAUGUGCAUCCGUACUGUCAAAAGUAAAUACUUCUGAUGAGAUUAUUCAAUUUGCGCCAGUUUAAGUAGACCAAACAACUACUCCCUCCCCACCAGCACUUUUUCCGGCAUAAAAAGUACCAUUUUCCUGUAAAUUUUGUAAGCUUUCAUUGUCUUUUACACCUUUUACUAGCAGCUCAUUUCCUCUCCUCUGAGAAUGGGAUUCACGGACCUCCUUAUCCUCUUCCUAGCUCUUCUCUUUCUCCGCUUCUGGUGGCGUUACUGGUCCGUCACCGGAGGUGGGUCCAAAAACCUUCCCCCUGGGCCGCCGGGCUGGCCUAUUUUGGGUAAUCUCGGCCAAGUCAUUCUCCAACGCCGGCAUUUCGUCUUUUUAGUACGCGACCAUUUACGUGCAAAAUAUGGCCCAAUCUUUACCAUGCAAAUGGGCCAACGCACGCUCGUGAUUGUCACCAGCUCCGAGCUCAUCCACGAAGCCCUGGUGCAGAGAGGCCCUGCAUUCGCGAGCAGGCCGGAGGACUCGCCGAUCCGGCUCCUGUUUAGCGUCGGAAAAUGCGCCAUUAACUCCGCCGAGUACGGGCCGCUCUGGAGGACUCUACGCCGUAACUUCGUGACCGAGCUGAUAAACCCUGUGAGAGUAAAGCAAUGCAGUUGGAUACGGAAAUGGGCGUUCGAAAACCACAUGAAGACGCUCAAGAGAGAGGCCUCAGAGAAAGGGUUUGUCGAGGUGAUGAGCAACUGUAGGCUCACCAUAUGUAGCAUCCUCAUAUGCCUUUGCUUCGGCGCAAAGAUCUCCGAAGAUGAGAUCAAAAGGAUCGAAAGCGUGCUAAAGGACGUGAUGUUGAUCACGUUACCGAAGCUCCCAGACUUCUUCCCAGUCCUCACUCCGUUGUUCCGCAAGCAACUCAAAGAAGCCAAAGCGCUGAGAAACAAACAGCUGGAGUGCUUGGUUCCGCUCGUAAGAAAUAGAAAGGCUUUCGUGGAGAGCGGUGGAAAUGGUGGUCCGGAGAUGGCGAGCCCGGCUGGUGCCGCCUAUAUAGACUCGCUUUUCGGCCUGGACGCGCCGGGUCGGGGCAAGUUGGGAGAAGAAGAGCUCGUGACGCUGUGCUCGGAGGCGAUCAACGCCGGGACGGACACGAGCGCUACUACUUUGGAGUGGGCUUUGCUUCACUUGGUGCUGGACCAAGAGAUUCAAGAAAAGCUGUACAAGGAAAUCUCGGAUCACGUAGGGAAAGAUGGGCUCAUCACUGAGAGCGACGUAGAGAAAAUGAGCUACCUCGGUGCGGUGGUCAAAGAGACUUUACGGCGACACCCACCGGGACAUUUCGUGCUCUCGCACGCAGUCACGCAGGAGACAGAGCUCGGAGGGUACACCAUUCCCGAAAACGCGAGCGUGGAGUUCUACACUGCGUGGGUGGCCGAGGACCCGGUUCUGUGGGAGGACCCGGGUGAGUUCCGACCCGAGAGGUUCUUGGUCGGUGAUGGGGUCGACGUGGACGUGACGGGGACGAGGGGGGUGAAGAUGAUGCCGUUCGGAGCCGGCCGGAGGAUUUGUCCGGCAAUGACGCUGGGGACUCUGCAUGUACUCCUCUUGCUGGCAAGGAUGGUGCAUGCUUUCAAGUGGUUGCCGGUUCCCGGAGCCCCACCCAACCCGACUGAGACUUUUGCUUUCACUGUUGUGAUGAAGGACCCUCUCAAGGCAGUGAUCUUGCCAAGGGUGUGAUAGGUCAUAGGUUUGAGCUUUGCUAUGUACCAUUGUGGGUACGUGGAUAAGAUACUGUUGUUAGGAGAGGUAAUUUUCUUCGGAUUUGGCUUAGAUGGCUGUAAAAAAAAAAUUACAGCAUCUUGAUUCAGGUUUUUUUAACGGUUCAGAUUUAAUUUAAUUUUUUUAUUAUUUUUUAUAAAAAUCUUAAAAUUAAAUUUUGACCGUUGAAAAAACUAAUGUGGUAAUUUUUUUUUUUUUUUUUGUUUUUUCCAUGUAAGCCAAAUCCAUUUUGCUCUUUUGGUAUGCCUUAAUAAGCUUAGCUAAUUAUGCUAGUGUGUUAGUAUUUGCUUAGACAAAAAAGAGAGACAAGGGGCUAGGCUAGAGUUUGCUUAUGUAUAAGUGGUAGAAUGAAGGUUGAAUUAAUCCUUAUUUUGAAACUCUGGAGUGCAUUCUAAUUAGUUUUUUGUGAGGAGAAUAUAUUGAUUGUUAAAAUUUAUGUUCU